AUGGCUACCAAGGCGGGCAUGGGCCACACCGUUAAAUGCGUCUUUCGCCUGACGUUCCUGCUCAAGAAAGCAGAGCGCUCAUUCUUCCAAAAGGGCAAAGCAGUCGAUCACAGCCAUUCCGCUGUGCCCUCCCUCACCUUACCCAACAUCGAAUGCUCAGACCACGGACUCGGGCCCAUCUGCAAAGAGACAGGAAUGGACGACUACGACGAGGAUACUUUCUCCGGUAGCGACACCAACACGAACACCGAAACCGAUACCGACACUUCCAGCAUUUUCACCCCUGAUCUGGCGGUGAAAGCGCAACCCGCAGACGCAGAAGCAGACGCAGGUAGCAGCAGCAGUAACCAUCCCCAUAACGGCAACCGGAAACGCCUCGUUCGCAUCGUUAGCUUCAAGAGCAUCGCGCACGACCGCUCGCGGUGGUCCUCAUCGCAGGAGCGCGAGCUUGCGAUUGCGGAGCACGAGCUGGCGCGUUGUCAGAAGGCGUGGAGUUCGGAGCAGGAGCUGUGGUUGGAAUAUGUGGGUUACCAAUUGACGUCCGAUACUGUCAUUAAGAUCCUCCUGGAAGAGAAAGAAGCGCACGAGGAGUUUCUGAGCCACCGGGCGAAGCAGUCUGGGGAUGAGCAGGUGCAUUUCCGGAAGGCCUGGAGGAGCCGGCGGGCUGGGGAGGAACCGCGAGGUCGGACGCGGAGUCGCAGUGGGUUGCGGGCGUUGAGGGGAGCAGGAGUGGGAAGGGGAGAGGGGAAUGAACUGUAG
Messenger RNA from Aspergillus novofumigatus IBT 16806, 759 nucleotides. RefSeq lists its product as uncharacterized. Lineage: Eukaryota; Fungi; Ascomycota; Eurotiomycetes; Eurotiales; Aspergillaceae. The transcript is spliced from 2 exons. The record is from RefSeq and is a predicted model, not a curated record. The coding region runs from base 1 to 759 and encodes 252 amino acids.